CGGGGUUAGCGCGGGGUCGGUGGGUUAGGCGCGAGGCGGUUUCCCGGCUCGGCGGCUCGGCCGGGCGGUCGCAGGAUGUACACGCUGCUGUCGGGCCUAUACAAGUACAUGUUCCAGAAGGACGAGUACUGCGUCCUGAUCCUGGGUCUGGACAACGCCGGGAAGACGACCUUCUUGGAGCAGUCAAAGACCCGAUUCAACAAGAACUACAAGGGGAUGAGUCUGUCCAAAAUCACUACCACCGUCGGCCUAAACAUCGGCACUGUGGACGUGGGAAAGGCCCGCCUGAUGUUCUGGGACUUGGGGGGGCAGGAGGAGCUGCAGUCUCUGUGGGACAAGUACUAUGCAGAGUGUCAUGGUGUCAUCUAUGUCAUCGACUCCACGGACGAGGAGCGGCUGUCUGAGUCCAAACAGGCGUUUGAGAAGAUGGUCAUAAGCGAGGCGCUGGACGGUGUCCCUAUCCUGGUGCUGGCCAAUAAGCAGGAUGUUGAGACUUGCCUCUCCAUCCCUGACAUCAAGACUGCGUUCAGCGACUGUGCCUCCAAGAUCGGCAGGCGGGAUUGCCUGACCCAGGCCUGCUCGGCCCUCACUGGCAAGGGGGUGCGCGAGGGCAUUGAGUGGAUGGUGAAAUGCGUCGUGCGGAAUGUGCACCGGCCGCCGCGGCAACGGGACAUCACGUAGGCACACCUGCCUGUGCGCCCACCGCUUGUCCUGAAGAGCUCCUGCCCGCUCCACACCACCAAUCCUGGGGGCUGGGUCGGCUUUGCCUUUUGGUUCUCCCAUUUGCUUUGUUUCUUCUCUAAGACAAAUUUUUCUGUGUCCGGAAAAGUGUAGGCAUCCGGAAGCUUCUGCGAGGGGUGCUGGGGCCUUAGGGACGCCAGCCGGCCACCAGCAGAACUUAUGACCAUAGCAGGCCUAGACCUGCCCAAGGCCCAGGUUGAGGCCCCCACGGGCUACCUCUCCUUUUGGAGCUGCUGCCCCAGCAGGCCUGCCGGUUUGGCCCUGCAUGGGACCUUGGUGGGGAGCUGCUUGGAAAUAGGUUUUUUCAGAGCUGUGGGGCCUUCCAUAGUCCUCAAGGCUGCUCUGUGCCUCAUGCCUAUGGAGGCAGCUAUGACUGUCCUUGGCCUCUGCCCUCUGAUCUUGGAGUCAGGUGGAGGGGUGGGGGUUGCUGUCAUCUGAGGGAGACCUGGGCUUGUUGCAGUCUCUGUCCUGAUGCAGCUUCAGGAGGAGGCAGGGAGACCUGCCUGGGAGGCUGUGAGCCCUACCCACUGGCCCAGCCACCUUGUUUUGAUCUCCAGUGAAAAUGGGAAAGCUAGGUGGUUGUGCUGGUAGUGGGCAUCUGCUCCCCCCCCCCCCAGCCUGCCUGCCACGCACCCAGAAUAACCUAGAUACAAACUUGGGGUGUGAGGAAGGCCAGCAGGGUCCCAAGGAGCCCAGGCUAGUAGUCUGCUGGGCCUGUGCUCCCAGCUGGGUGGUGAGGGCUGGGGUUGCUCUCAGGUCUGGGCCUUUUCCAGUCCUGUGUCUGGGAGCAGAGGCCCUCCAGGCAAGGCUGGUCCUCAGGACCCUCCCACAUGGCCCUUUUUGGAAGUUGGUGACACCCUGUGAGCCUAGCCGUGGGCAAAAUAAAGAGUUGGAGUGGCUCCCAUCCAUCA
Odocoileus virginianus texanus is the source of this 1652-nucleotide messenger RNA. It is a transcript of the gene ARFRP1, whose product is annotated as ARF related protein 1. Lineage: Eukaryota; Metazoa; Chordata; Mammalia; Artiodactyla; Cervidae. Gene Ontology annotation, biological process: intracellular protein transport; Golgi to plasma membrane protein transport; protein localization to Golgi apparatus. The record is from RefSeq and is a predicted model, not a curated record. Gene Ontology annotation, cellular component: Golgi apparatus. Gene Ontology annotation, molecular function: GTPase activity; GTP binding.